Daucus carota subsp. sativus is the source of this 1451-nucleotide messenger RNA. RefSeq lists its product as uncharacterized. NCBI's taxonomy places the organism in Eukaryota, Viridiplantae, Streptophyta, Magnoliopsida, Apiales, Apiaceae. The record is from RefSeq and is a predicted model, not a curated record. The transcript has 10 exons. Bases 174 to 1280 code for a protein of 368 amino acids.
AAAUAAUUUUGCAUAUAUUUUAAAUUUUAAACGUAUAUAAUAAAAUAUAUAAUUAACCCGACCCGGAAACCUUCGUAAGCCUGUGACAGGUCGAUUUUGAGCAAAAGAAAGCAGAGCCUCCGUUUAAAGCAGGGUAAGAAAGUUUGAAGCUUGACUGUCUUUUAGAAGUUGAGAUGGCAGUUAAAGAUUUUGUAGAGGUCUGGCAUUUUGUGUGGUCAAUGGAAUUUUGGAGGAUGGGAGUUUGUUGGACAUUGUCUCUUCUUUUGGCGUAUGCUCGAUUGCUUGGUCAGAGGUUUUUGACUCGAGGGAACAAAUCGUAUGGUCGUUGUUGGAAACACAGUGGUGCUAGAAAGCCUGUCUGCGUGAUCACAGGCGCAACGUCUGGUCUCGGUGCUGCAGCAGCAGCUGAUCUGGCAAGGAAUGGAUUCUAUGUUGUUCUUGUUGGAAGAUCAUCUCAUCUGCUAUCGAAGACUAUUUCUGAGAUCAGAUUGCAAAAUAAAGCUGCGGAUCUCAAAGCAUUUCAUCUAGACUUAUCAUCAUUUGGGUCAAUUUUAAAGUUUGAAGCCAACCUUCAGCAGUGGCUUCUGGAUUCAGAUUUACAUUGUUCUAUACAGAUCUUAAUUAAUAAUGCUGGAAUACUUGCAACGUCAUAUAGAUGCACUCCUGAGGGCUAUGAUCAGAUGAUGGGAACUAAUUAUAUUGGCGCAUUUGCUCUAACAAAGGUUCUACAGCCGCUAUUGGAAAAAAGUCCUACCCCUGCUCGGAUUGUUAAUGUUUCAUCAUUUACACAUUGGAAUGCACUAUCUGGCAUUCGCGUUGACAAGGAAACUGUAUCUGGGAUGUCCUUUUCAAAAUUGAAAUGCUAUCCUUAUGCUCAUAUAUACGAGUAUUCAAAAUUAUGCUUACUACUAUUCACUUACGAGCUUCACCGACAGUUUGAUAUCUUGCAAAAGCCACAUCAGAUAUCUGUAGUUGCCGUAGAUCCUGGAGUAGUGAAAACCAACAUUAUGCGAGAAAUUCCUUCAUGUCUCUCAGAGUCUGCAUUUUUGGUCCUGAGAGUUCUGGGCCUGUUGCAGCCACCUGAAGUUGGGGUAACCUCCAUUGUUGAUGCAGCCCUUUCCCCUCCUGAAGCAUCUGGAUCUUACUUCUUUGGUGGGAGUGGCAGAACUCUUAAAUCCUCUGAACUUUCUUAUGACAAAGACUUUGCAAAAGAACUCUGGAAAACCUCAUGCGAGUUGUUCCUAGAUGCACAGCAGCUAUCUCAGGAGACUUCCAGAUGAUCUCAAGGUGUAUAGAUGCGAUUGAAAUGUUCUUGAUAGUAUGUACUCUAUGCUUUUGUGCUGAACGAGUAUCAGACCGCAAAUGUACAUAAGCAUACACCUUGUCAUCAUAUCACAUUGAACACAGUUUUCUAACACAUUUAUUCAUACAAAAUUGUACAAUUAGAUUCA